Messenger RNA from Haliotis rubra (blacklip abalone), 2005 nucleotides. RefSeq lists its product as uncharacterized. NCBI's taxonomy places the organism in Eukaryota, Metazoa, Mollusca, Gastropoda, Lepetellida, Haliotidae. The coding region runs from base 545 to 1882 and encodes 445 amino acids. The record is from RefSeq and is a predicted model, not a curated record. The transcript is spliced from 3 exons. Gene Ontology annotation, cellular component: membrane. Gene Ontology annotation, biological process: neuropeptide signaling pathway. Gene Ontology annotation, molecular function: G protein-coupled peptide receptor activity.
GUCAGACGUGUUUCACACAGGCUGCUAGGCUGUCAGGAGAAGAGCACGUACAUCGGUGCUCUUAAAGUGGCGCCCCUAUUUGGAAAGCGCUCGACGGUAAUUCUGUCUCUUCGAUCGUUAAGCAUUGAACGCUGACCCGUGACCAGGCUUAACAAGACUGACAACGGCGGCAAAUAGGUAAUUACCAUAUGCUGCAGUGAGUUGUGAUGUGCAGUUGAUAAUCAGUGUGGAUAGAAUGAAAUGCUUGCUCCCUGAGGACAGAUAACUUUAGCAGUGUGGAAGCUCUGGUUUAUCUCCGGCGUCGUUCCCCAGACCGGUUGAGAGGGUUUAUCACUAGUACAGGGUAAAGCAUAUUUACCUUGAUUUUCCUACAAAGGUGUCAGUGUUGAAUUAGACUUCAAAAGGCACGCUUGUCUGCAGAAUCUGCUCAUGUGAUCAACGCACGGUAGGUAUGUUAAAGACGCUGUCUACGUGUGUCCAUGAACUGCUCUCAACGUUGAUAAGGAGUAACUGACAUGGUCGUCUAGCUGCUCAUUUUGGUUUGAUGGCGUCCGGGAUGGCACACAACGUGUCCGGAAUGGCUCACAACGUGUCUAUUGGCAUGGACAUCCUGUCCGAAGCUGUUAACCACACAGAGAGCCAUGAUAGGUCUAAAGUGUAUGCAGUUGUUGGUAUACUGUCUGUGUUUGCCGUUACCGGAACCAUUGGUAAUGCCCUUGCAUUCUACGUCUUCUAUAAUCUGAAAAACAAACUGACAUCCACGAUUUUCAUCUUGGCACUAGCCGGAGUAGACUUCAUCACCUGUCUGGUUACAAUACCAUACACGAUUGCCGUAGAAUACGUUGAAUUUUAUGUCAAGUAUGAUGCUGCUUGUAAGUUCUACCAUUUCCUCAUCACGACAACAAUCCCAUUUUCGGCAUUUAUCAUGGUUGCCAUUGCUGUUGACCGCUAUCUCUGUAUCUGCCACCCCUUCCUUCAUCUCAUGACCAUCAAACGAGCCCGAAUAAUUGUCGGCUGUUUGUCUGCUUUCGCACUGGCGUUAGGAGCCACAGCUUGUGUCCACUACAGUGUGUUCAAAAUCCAGGAUGUCGGACAGCAUGUCAACAGCACCUCAAGUCCUGUGAGUGUGGAGUUCACAGCCCGUUCCGGUAGCAACGUAACAGGGCCUGAAUACGGCCUCUUGCAACCAACAGAUUCGUCCAAGGGAAAUUUUUCUAUCAGCCGUGGCCUUGAACACAGAGAUCGUAACUUUACAGAUUUCCCAGAACCACAUGAAAUGAAACCGCUUGAAGUCUAUACCGGACAAUGUGUUACAAGAAGCACUACCAUUGACCCUAUAUUUUUUAUGGUGUACCAAAGGCUGUACUCGGGCUUUUUCCUUGUGUGUUGUGUGGUAGUGUUCAUAUUGUACAGCCUCAUUUACAAAUCUGUCAUUUCUCAGAGGCAGAAACGGUUGCGGAUUAAGACUCAGAAAUGCUGUCUAAUGUGGGACGCCGCCAACGUGGACAAUGAACAGUCUGAAGUGACAGUCGCCUUAGAACUGAACCACUCUACGACAAAUGGAGAAAGUCUUAAGACGCGCCCUGAUGAGAGUUUGGUUCCAGAGAACAAUGCCCAGAACAGCAACCAGGCGAACUCGUCCCGAGCGCGUCUGGAACGUAUGAGAAUGGCCAACAUUAAAACCGCUAUGAUGUUAUUCGUCGUUACACUGGUCUUCAUCAUUGCGUUUUCACCUGCAUGGCUGAUGGUACAUCACCUAAUCACGAUGGACGUUGUGUUUUUCUAUAUGUACUUCAUAUACAAUGUGGUAAACCCAAUCAUAUAUGCUUUUAUGAACAAUGCUUUUAGAGUUGAGCUUAGAAAGAUAUUUCACUGCGAAUGACAAUAGAGGCAUUUGGAUUGUUUAUCACCUACGAUUUAUGUUGUUAAGAGUAUUGAUAGUUCUCAUGGUAAACAUAUUUUGUUAUUAUAUCUGUAUUGCUUCAAAUAAAAUGUGUUACAUAUA